UUAUCCUGUAGUUUGAUACAUCAAGUUUUUUGCACCAAGAACUUUUUUCCCUGUUACUGCUCCAUUUGUUUCGGCUCUUCUUAGUUUGUUUGCUUGUCUUAGUAUAAUUGCCUUCAGAAACUGACCACCUUGAAUUUUUGGCUAUUACUUUCCCCUGCCUUCCUCAAUCAUUGGGCAAUAUGAACAACCUGCAUGCCAUUCAUCACUGUCUUUUUUUUUCUUCAAAAUGUUAAUCACACAUGGCUUUGCAAUAUAACUAAAAACGAGCUUUAGGAUAAGUGAAAAUGAAAAAUCAUGCAGUCUCUAUAAUUUUUUUCAUCAUUAGUUGACUAGAUUCACUUAAUUAUGAUACCUUUACUAUUUUCAAAGUGAAGUCUUUUAUGUUUAUCAGUUUAUUUUGCUAUAUCUUUGUCUGGACAACUUUUAAAGUCACAUUUGUGACAAAUAUCUUUCAGUAUUGUGGUUAAACAAUUGUGUUUUUCUUUGAAAUAUUAAGUUGCUGAUGGUGAUUUCCUGCCAUUAGAGACAAGAGAAACAACUGCAUCCAAGCAAACACAUCCACCAAAUGCGCCACGGCACUUCUAAACUUUGACUGGUUUUAACCUCUUGAAAAGUCGCAAACUGAUGCUGGCUUGUUUAUGUUGGAGAUAAAUUGACAGUAAGGAACAUCUUGUUCCUCUGUCAGCUGUGAUGCCAGCUAGCCUAAAUUUGGGGUGUUUUUGGUUCCUUUCCAGAAAGUCGUCUGCUGUGUAACCAUCCCUUGCUCUCCACACAGAUAGCCAGAAAAAAUACGCUGUGACUUCUUCUUCACACAGCCACGACCAGAGACGAGGAAACAACCUAGGGGAUUCUGGGACUUUCUGGACAGUCCAGAGGACACUUUGUUAUGGUCGUUGUUCUCAGAUAAUGAAACCCUUGGAGGCUAUCCGCUGCACUUUUCCCAAUUGUACCUGUGAGUGUUUUUCACCUGGCAAAGUUCACCUCCGUUCCUGUGAAGGCUGCAAACAUGGAUGGGUAGCACACGCUCUAGACAAGCUUGGUCACAGACACAUUUUUAACCUCGGGAUGUCGGUAGAAGUGGUGCAGCCUAACAUCGUGUUUGACAUUGCCAGUCUGAUGCUGUAUGGGACUCAGGCCACGCCCAUCAGACUGAAGAUUCUCCUGGAUCGACUCUUCAGUGUUCUACAACAUGAGGAGGUGCUGCAGGUCCUACAGGGGUUCGGAUGGACCUAUGAGGACUACGCCAGGGGCUACAUUCUCCAGGACUCCAGUGGGCAGGUAUUGGAUAAGUGGGCUAUUGCUUCUCGAGAGGAAGAACAUGUCAUUCUACAACAGUUUCUACGAUUUGGAGAAACAAAAUCAAUUGCCCAGGAAAUCAUAUUACAAGACAGCAAGGACCAACAAGAGCUGCUCUUCAAAGCGGGCAACCGCUCAGACUCUGAGAUUAAAAAAUUCAUUGAACGAAACAAUCACUCCAUGCAAAACUAUAUGAGAUCUCUUGAUUCACGACAUUUGUUUGGAUCCCGGAUUCCCUUUGUCCCUAUUGAUGGGCGUCUGUUGUCACCAGCAUCUCUAUCCAACUUCUCACCUCCUUCUUCAAGAGAGUUGAGACCUCCUGUUGUCACUGCUGGAUUGACAUCCUCUAGUCCAAGUUCAGGAUCACCACUAGGGAGACUACAGACCAUGCAGCCAUUCGACUUCCGCCGAGACCAGGGAAGUCCUGCACUUAGUCCAGUUAUCCCAGACAAACAAUCGGGAUCAUCACCCAGCCUAAGCCCUAAAAAUCUCAGCUCUACUCCUCCUUCUUCUCAGCCUGUGACUCCCCCAUUUACUCCAGUAAAAGGACUGGAGAAUCAGGACCAUUCUCCUCUGUCCUUGACAAAAAUCCCCAUGACUCUGCCAAUUCUUCCACCAAAAGACAAUCAAGGGGUCAGUGCAAUAGACUACUCCACAGCAAAGGACUCACCUGUCUCACCUAAUUCAAUCUUCUCAGACAGAAAGCUCAAGCAUAUCAGAAAAUCAAAUAAUCCUGUCAAACGACAAUGGAAUCCCUCGCCUGGUUUUGGAAGCACAUUCAUUGGACCGAAUGGAAAGAAACGUGUAUUGUGCACAGCUUGUAACAAAACUUUCUGUGACAAGGGAGCCCUGAAAAUUCACUACAGUGCAGUUCAUUUAAAAGAAAUGCACAGAUGCACUGUGGAUGGAUGCAACAUGAUGUUCAGCUCUCGAAGAAGCCGAAACAGACAUAGCGCAAACCCAAAUCCCAAACUACACAUGCCCCAGAAGCGAGUCAAAAUGUCGGACAGCAACUCCUUGAAUGAUGACUCUGACAAAUCACUGGCAUGUAGUCCCCCACCUACAAUGGUCAUCCCUCCUACCUUGGGACCACAAGGAACAAUUCCACCAAUUGAUGGAAAAGACAUCCAUCCAGCCAGUCAGGCAGCUUUCUAUGCAGAACUAAAUGCACACUUAUCAAUGUUUCCUACACCAGAAAAACGAUACAAACUUUUUCACAAUGAUGAAGGUCCAAAGGAUUUUAGCAUGUUGAAUAACAGGGACUCAAAACUGGAGUCGGAUGGAGAGAGUCUGUCUGACAAAGAGGAUCGACAGAAAAUGGUAUCACCCACUCAAAGAGCAAGCAGGCGAAAAAACAAUAUUCCCACUCGAUACAAACAACCAGCAGAAAACUUCUCUGAUGACAAUUCAGAUGAAAAAGACUCACCAAAAGAAGGUAUUGAUGAAGGAAAGUACUAUCACAGAAGAAGCAAGAUUGCCGAGUCUGUGGAAAAUGAGAGAUCGUCUAGUCCACAAUCACAGAGAUACUACCUCAAUCUUUCCCUAGCAGACGGAGAUCAUUCAGACAAAAGAGAGGGAAAUGAUGCCAGUCCUUCACGCAGGGACUUUCCCAAAAUUGUGUCCCUCUUAUCCAAGUCUCCUGGCUAUGAUUCCCAGGAAGCCUUAGAUUUCUCCAAGCCAAAGAAAAAAGUGGAAGAGGAAUCAGAAAUGGAGAUUGACUUUAAUACAUCUGAGUCUAAAGAGUCCUUCUCUGAAAAAUCAGAUGAAGAAUCUUCUACACAGAAUAACAAGGAGGAGUUCCAUGUAUGUGACAGGUGUGACAAAAGCUUCUCCAAUGAUGCCUCCCUGCAAUACCACAUCAAGACCAUGCAUAAGAGUAGCAAAACCACCAAGUCUGACUUCAGCAAUCGCAAAAGAAGGGCAUCUAGAACAGAAGAGGAAAAUGAUGGUAGUGAUGAAGAGAGAGAAAACAAAAGCAUGAGAAAGGAAGAUGAAGAAAAUCACUAUCCAAUCAAAUGUAAUGGCACACAGAGUAAUGGGAAUGGGCUCUUACAGGAAGAAGAGGAGGAUGAUGGGAAGGGAGAGGAGGAAGAAGACAGAGAUAGUGGGACUGAGCUGAACGAGAUUUGUCUGGAGGAGAACGAGAUAUCUGUCAACUGCCAUAUCUGUGACUCCAAGUUUAAGGACAAUUUAGCUCUCAAAGAACAUUUUGAAGUGAACCAUCCAAAAGAAAUGUUUAAUUGUACAGUCAAAGGGUGCGAAAAAAUCUUCUCCACGCGAAAAAGCCGAAACAGGCACAGUCAAAACGACAAUUUACAUCGACAUUUGUGUUCUGAGAAACAGAACGGAAUAGUCUGAAUCUCACUAGGAAACUUACUUAUUGCUCUAGUGCUUUAUUUAUUCACUCAUUGUUUUGUUAAAAUAUUUUGUAAAUGAUUUAACUUAUUACAACUCACAAGCCAGCAAAUUAAAAACACACAUUAGAGAACUUACUGCUCAAAAUAAUGGAGGUAUAUAAGCUAUGACUGUGUUGCACAUUUUCAUAUCCUAAGAACAUUUCUUUUAAAGGUUUAUAAAAACAAAUUGACUUUCUCUGUUACUGACCUUAUUAUAAUUAAUGAGAAAAUACAGUGUGUUUCAGUUUAUGAACCCAUUAUAUGUCUAUGCAAGCUAACUAAGGAGUUAAAAAUAAAAACACAUUCAUUUAAGUCCAUUCAAUCAGUCAUAUAUGCUUGGAUGUUCACAUAGUCAGUAUUAUUUACACACAGUUACAUGCAAUAUAUGUUUUCUAGAUGUCUCAGUGUUGUGCAUAAUGUUGUGAAUUUUUUUUUUGUUUAAAUAAAUCUCAGGUAAAAUUGCACUCAUGUAACUUCUAGUGAUUAGCCGUGGUAUGUUCAUGUUAAUGGAAAACCUUGUUAAUUUGUUCUCUGUUGCAAUACGAGAGUCCAUCCAUGUAAUAAUUGUAAGGAAAAAAACAAAAACAAAAAUAUAUUUUACAAGGUUUUCAUAUGUUGUAACUGCAUGCAUCAUACAUGUAUUAUGUUUUUCUGUAGAAAGGGAAAUAAUCCAAAAUCAUGUCUCAUAGUUUACAUUUCUUUUUCAGUUUUUUUCACCAAUAUUAUUGCAAUGCUUGUAAUGAAGUAUUUUUGUAGUAAUUUAAUGGAAAUGAUAUAUAUUAAACUACAAUCCCUGAUCACUUAUCGGAUGCAAUAUGUGUACAGGUCAUAUGACUUAGUAAAUCUGUGUCAGUUGUGUGCUUGAUUAAUUAUCACCUCCAACUUCUACAUGGUGUGUAUUGAUUGUGGUGCACAUUUUUUUUUUACUCAGUAGAUAACAAAGUAUAGGUUAUAACUGAAAAAAAAUAAUGAAAUAAAUCUUUUUGAAUCAUUUUGCUAUUUUAUAUCCAAGAACAACAAUACAAGUACAGUGUUUUCCCUAAGAACCAGUUAUAGUAAAACUCGGUUAUAACGAAGUCACUGGGACCCAUGAAAUUACUUUGCUAUAUUGGUAAUUUGUUAUAUCUGUAUAAGGAAUUCGUUAAAUUUGUGUAUUUUUGGAUCCAAGAGAACUUCACUAUAUCUGUGUUCGUACUAAACGAGUUUUACUGUACCGGCAAAAUUGACCGCUUCAAUCAACAAAAAUGCCGCUUUGAAAUGAAAGAAUACAAUAUGUAAAUUUAAUUGUUGUAAGGUUCACAGAGAUUUGUCAUAAACAUCAACCUCUAGUCUGUUACAAUUGAUCUUUAACCCUUUAUUUUGAAAUAAAGGGAAAACACUGCAAGUCUAGUGGCUACUUUGAAAAUUUGAUAUUCUUUAACUCUAUCUGGCAUUGUCAAAAUUGUUGUUUAUAUGUUCCAUGUUGAUUUUUCUAGCAGUACAUUACAAUGGAGAUGUUUUAUGCCUAGUGAAUUUUUGUAGACUUACAAUUAACACUUAGUAUUAUGUUAUUUUUUAUUAUCAAUAUUAUGCACUUUUGAACAAUAUUAUGCAAAUAUUUGUUUUUGUUAUGACAAAUAUCUAGUCGAUUUUAUAUAUUAUUUGAGCACAUUUUAUAUUGAUUUUGUCAAUGAAUGUUCAAGUCCUGCCAAUUCAGAGUUGCCAAAACCUGUAUAUUGUUUUUCACACUUAGCUAGUCUAGACUGUGAUAUUUCUGCUGACAGUAACCUAUAUUCACCUGAUAGUAACUUAUAUCCACCUCAGUCCUACUCAAGAACUUAACCCAGAUUCAAGUGGAAUUCAGACAAAUCCUCUGCCCUAGAUCCACAAUUUAAAGAUCUCUGUUCAGAAUUAUAUAUUAUAUAUGUAAUAUAUGUAAUUCAAGAUCUAAUUGAAAUCCAUUAUUGUUAUGUAUUAUUAGGUAUUCUUUAUCACCUGGUUGAAACAUUGAAACACAAAUCAAUUUGAAUUGAUCAGUAAAGUGGAACCUAAAUAUUAUAACUUGUAGGUGUGUUGUCAGAUUUCAUCAAAAUGUCUUGACAUUUUUAAUAUGUCAGUAGGAAAAAUGUCAUCAUUGAUAAGAACUGGUUCAUCACCAUGAUUUUGCUUUAACUUAAUUGUACUUACAAAUUGGAGUGUACUAAUAAUAAUGAUCUAUAUGUAUUAUAUUUAUAUAUUGGUCUCCAAUUGUAAUAACACAUUGGAAAACUUUCAUCAUCAGAUCUAGAGAUACUGUGUGUUAGAAAGUCACUUUUGCCUCAUAUUGGGUUGUAUUUUUUUUUAAUAGGGCACCAUACCAGAUGUUUUUUUUCCAGUCAUAAAUAGUUUUCACUGUUCAGUAUUGGAUAGAUGUGUUAUAUGUGCAAUAGGCGAAAUACAAUGAAUUCGUUAUCAUUUUAUGCAUAAUUUAUACAGACCACUUUUUGUAACAGUAUUAGGUUUAGAAUAAAGUUCUUGUAUACACGA
Messenger RNA from Saccostrea cuccullata (small rock oyster), 6197 nucleotides. RefSeq names its product zinc finger protein basonuclin-2-like. Bases 907 to 3654 code for a protein of 915 amino acids. Lineage: Eukaryota; Metazoa; Mollusca; Bivalvia; Ostreida; Ostreidae. Gene Ontology annotation, biological process: regulation of DNA-templated transcription. Gene Ontology annotation, cellular component: nucleus. The transcript is spliced from 4 exons. The record is from RefSeq and is a predicted model, not a curated record.